Messenger RNA from Phragmites australis (common reed), 1838 nucleotides. Its product is annotated as RING-H2 finger protein ATL58-like. The coding region runs from base 978 to 1685 and encodes 235 amino acids. The record is from RefSeq and is a predicted model, not a curated record. The transcript has 3 exons. Gene Ontology annotation, biological process: protein ubiquitination. Gene Ontology annotation, molecular function: transferase activity; zinc ion binding. Lineage: Eukaryota; Viridiplantae; Streptophyta; Magnoliopsida; Poales; Poaceae.
GAAUAUCCUAUCCAAAUACAACAAUCAACAAUUUGAUAUAUUUUAUCUUUAAAAUCUAUGAACAGAUAAAUAGACCCUCCCAUUUUUUCUUUUCUUCCCGUGCGUCUUCGCCAGCUCGCGACGUUCUCUUCCCCUCCAUUUCUCUAUUCCUGUUUCGAUACUUGCAGCUUGUCUUCUCUUCGCCUCACGUCUCCCCGAAGCCCGAUCUGCGCCGCCGCUCACGGGCUCACCGCCCCCAGCACAGCCCAGCCGCCGCUUCUCGCGUCGCAACAAUCUCGCCGCCUCUCCGGGGCCGGCUGCCUCGACUCCUUCUCGUCCUUUCCUUUCUCCUUCACCCCGCGAAACCUGCCCUUCCCCUGCCGCCUCGCCCCCAGCUCUCCCCGCCCUGAUCUCGGUCCCUCCGUCCGCACCCGAAUCGCCGAUCCGUCCACACCCGUCUCCUGCUGAGUAGGCCUUGGACUCAGUCUGAAUGCUGCUACCUCCCGAGUGUUCUCUCUGAUUCUGCGGUGUUUGGUGUCUCCUUUCUUUCUUACGCCACCAAGGUUUUGCGAGCAAUUAGGUGUCUUUGAUUCGCCGAGGUAUUGUUUGUUUAUUUCAUUCUAGAAAGGGCUCCUAGAUCGUAGUCAGAAUCCACCGGCAGUGGUGGCUGGCAUCAAUUCUUGUGGUGUUUGGUGGCUAGGAACCUGUCACUAGUACUAGUCUUGUUUAGUUGACUUUAAGCCCCUUUGCUUUCGUGUGCUGGUAUUCUUUGAUUUACGCGUAGUUGUUGUGAUUUGAGAGAACCAAGAGCUGUAGUUUUCCUUAAUCUGUGUGCUGUUUGAAUCUGUCUAAAUCCAUCUCUCCCAAAUGGUCAUCAAUCAGCUUUGCUCUGUUUUAGCUCAGGAGGAUAUAGGUAGAUCUGUGUAAAGUUUGAGACCCGUUAGGGUCGAAAGGUAGGUUGUGUUGGCUCUUUGCCGGUUAGACAUUGUGGUUUGGUGAUGUCUUGCACCUCUCCUGAUCCACCGGAUUACUGCUCGGCCGCAUCGCCUGAGCUUAAACUAUACCAAACCUUCAUCUUCUCGGUGCCAAUCUUCUUUACAUUCGUCUUGCUUCUGUUCUUCUACCUGUUCUACUUGAGGCGGCGCAGGGCGAAUUGGCAGUCCUUGCGGUUGAGGACGGAUAAUUUGAUACGGGGAGAUAACCCUAGAUUGGAGUGUGGUUUAAAGAAGGAGAUGCGGGAAAUGUUGCCGGUGGUUAUCUUCAAGGAGAGCUUCUUGAUCAGAGAGACACAGUGCUCUGUCUGCUUAGCAGACUAUCAACGAGAUGAGCGGCUUCAGAGAAUACCUCCUUGUGGCCAUACCUUUCAUAUCGAUUGCAUCGACCACUGGCUCUCUACAAACACCACCUGCCCCCUUUGUCGAGUAUCACUCCUUCCAGCCCCCAAAACAACCAGCAUUGAUCCUGAUUUGGAAGCACAAAUUGCUGGAGAGGAUUCUCAGAACGUACAGCAUCAGGAGGGCCUCACUGACGAGAACACACAACUGCAAGAUCAGGCAAUCGAUCAAGGUAGAACCAGUGACAGUCAGGAUGAAGAACUGAGGGGUGAUACAGAUGAAUCGGUGACGACCAGGGAGGUUGCUGAGCCUCAAGCAGACGCAGAGGGGUCACCAAGUACAACCUGCCGAUCCGGUAAAGUGAAGAAAUAAUGAUGACAGUUGAUGUAACAUUUCGUGUAACCUUUGUAUGUUUAGCUGCUCUGAAGGAUAAACAGGAGGCACAUAAAGAUCUCCACUAAUUAUAUACCCGUUUUUUCAGGAAAAAGAAAAGUUCCAUUCUUGGAAGAAAUUUCUAUCACUACA